UAUAUAUAUAUAUAUAUAGUUGUGGCGAGUGGGGCGGGGCCGAGAGUCGUGGGAACGAGGAGUGAGGCCAGGUGUAGUGAUUGAAGAUGAGCUGCACCUGCGCCCCACCGCCCGUAUCGAGUCCCACGUAGGAGAUGGAAGGAUAUAAAACUGGAGUGACGACCAUGAAGGAGGAGAGAGGACCAGGCCUGGGACAUUAUUUUAUGUUUGCUUUUUAUUUUGAGCGCACCAGUCGUCCGUGAGGGGCUGGUGUGCUGUUUUGUGUUUAUUUUUCAAUUAUUAAAAUGUUUUGAUUUUGCGCCGGUUCCCGCCUCCUUCUUCCCGAUGAUUAAAAAGGUCGUAUUGUUACAAUAGUCUUCAGUGUUGGUAAGAUUAAUCUUAUCAGGCUUUUUAUUAAGUGACAUGACAUACAGCCAAGUAUGGUGACCCAUAUUCAAAAUUCGUGCUCUGCAUUUAAACCAUCCAAGGUACACACACACACACACCCACCCACCAUGAACACACACCUGGAGCAGUGGGCAGCCAUUUUUUAUGCUGCGGCACCCGGGGAGCAGUUGGGGGUUCAGUGCUUUGCUCAAGGGUGCCUCAGUCGUGGUUUUGCCGGCCCGAGAAUUAAACCCACAACCUUAGGGUUAGGAGUCAAACUCUCUAACCACUAGUCCACGACUUCCCCCAUUUAUGUAUUUAUAUGAAUAAUAUGCUGUAUGCACAGUUCAAUGUUAAAGUCAAUUCAUUCUGUUCUUUUAUUUAUAGAUUUGUUUUUUGUUUUUUAUGGUCAUGUCUGUAUUAGCCUAGCGUGUGAAUGUAUUUUUUCAUGCCGCCUUUAAUAGUAUUUUGUGGAAAUCACUAGAAAUGGAAUCCCUCACUCUUCUGUUAUGGUGUUGUUAUAUGGUAUCCCAUUGAUUGAAAGGAGUUAACUCUUACUCAAGCGAGCCUUUUGAAUGCAGUUGAGCAAUGACUCAGCAUCCAUCGACAGUCAUGAUGGUGUUGCUUUUAGUUGUGAGGUCAGGCACUGCGGGGUUUCCCUUUCGCAUGAACUAUGCGGGGGUCUGAACGAGGCAACAUUAUCCCCUCAUUUUCCUCUCCAUCUUGAGGUUGAAUGUUUUUCACGCCUUACCUGUGUAAAAUGGAGUUACUGAGGUAAAAGGGUAGAGGUAAAUCACUUUGUGAGAAAAUCCCACUCAGUACAUCCGAGCGAUUGGAAAACCCCAGCCUUUCAGGUUUGGUUGGGCCUGUAUCCAUGAGUGUGCUCUUGCUGGAGGUGUUCUAUGGUGGCUCCCACAAACAGCUGGUUGAUCUUCUCAAGGAAAGUGUUGAAGACUGUGUUAGCUUCACUCUGCCUGCAAAGAAAUGGCACUGUAGGGCCAGAACGUCUGCUCUGUACUUAAUGCAAGCAGUUCCAGCAAGUUCCUCGUACAGGGUUUUGUUCACCAGCUCCGUACUCAAUCUACAACUUGUAGCCCUGCGGCCUGAUCUCGCCCAUCUUAAGAAGGUCCUCUACUUCCAUGAGAACCAGCUGGUCUAUCCAGUUCGCAAGAGUCAAGAAAGAGAUUUCCAAUAUGGCUACAACCAGAUCCUCUCAUGUCUGGUUGCGGAUGUGGUGGUGUUCAACUCUGCAUUCAACAUGGAGUCUUUCCUCUCCUCCAUCUCUACCUUCAUGAAGACCAUGCCUGACCAUCGGCCCAAAGAUCUGGACCGACUCAUCCGACCCAAGUGCCAUGUCCUUCACUUCCCGAUUUGCUUUCCCGAUGUCACAAGAUUCCUCCAUGCACACAAACGUCUCAGGCAUUCAGUGCGGUGUGAUGAUAUCCACGCUCCGGCUACUCCAAGCCACGCUCAAACAUCAGCUCCAAGUUGUCCAGAGCUCACAUUAGACUUGGAGCCACCUGAGAAGAUUCUCAAUGUUACAGGACCGCAGGAGUCUAUGAGUGUCACACCACGUAAGGAGAUGUUGCAUCAGUCUGUGUCUCAUCCGUGUGGUGAUGAGAGCGGGAAUCUUCAGCCACUCCACAUAGUCUGGCCACAUCGCUGGGAACAUGACAAAGACCCACAGCUGUUCUUCCAGACCUUACUGAAACUCAAAGAACGACAGCUGAGCUUUGAAGUUUCCGUCUUGGGAGAGACCUUCGCUGACGUUCCAGACAUAUUUUCAGAAGCCAAAGAACAGUUGGUUGACCACAUCCAGCACUGGGGUUUCAUGCCCAGUAAGGAAGAUUACCUCAAAGCUCUGUGCCAAGCAGAUGUCGUUGUUUCCACGGCCAAGCACAAGUUUUUCGGAGUAGCAAUGUGAACCUCCACGCUUUCUCCUGGGACGCUCUGGGGGACAGUUCCAGAUCUCUCCUGGGAGAAGACAGUGACAGGAUGUUAACAGUCACAUGUCAUGAAGUGAUCCCCAAGAAAUACAUUACGACUUAAACUCCAGCCUCGCUGUCAAAGAGCGUUUACAGUAUGACCCGGAAAAUCCUCUGUACCUCUCUGCUUUUAUUUAAGAAAAACAUCUAUAUGUGAUUUUAAUGUUCUCGUGCCGGAAAGAAAAAACAGCUUUAUAUUUGUGGUUAAUGGAAAAAAAGAACAAUCGAAAAACCUGAAACCGCUUUCGUGUUGCGCCUAGGCGGGCCCACCUCAUAUUUCGGUUCAUAUCCAUUUUUAUCCUUUGUGCCGGAGGACUCCAGCCUGGAAUUCUGGAGUCUUCGGUUCCCACUCCGACAGAGCGGCAGCCAAGUUGCGGCUUGAAACGUUGUGGGCUCUCGCUCCACCUGAGGUUGCCAGGUUGUGACAAAGUCCCCCGAGGCUCAGUAAAGGUUGAUGCAAGGCUUCCCCAGGACUGUGGUUGAAUCUAAAUAUGGUUCUUUUAUUUUCCUUGCUUCGGAGAUCUGGCUGUACGUUGAAACCAGGAACCCGCUGCAUAAUUAAGGGGGCAUGGUAACUAGCUAUUUAUAUGUUUUUGCAAAAUGUAAAAUCUGGGCAAACUAACAAUGGCCUGUCAGAUUUUCCAUAAAGAUGUAAGUGUCUGCUUUCACAUUACAGCAAUGCCACAAUCACACGGCCCACUUCAGGCCUGCCAACAUAUGUGUUAUUGAAAGAGGUCUGACUUUUA
Molecule: messenger RNA, 3097 nt
Organism: Carassius gibelio (silver crucian carp)
Lineage: Eukaryota; Metazoa; Chordata; Actinopteri; Cypriniformes; Cyprinidae
Gene: qtman
Product: glycosyltransferase-like domain containing 1
Source: RefSeq, a predicted model, not a curated record